AGUGGCACUCCGCCCCUGUCAGUGGGCCAUGGAGAGUGGUGCUGUAGUGUCUGUGUUGUGAGACUGGCUGGGGCGGCGGCCAUGGAGGCCGUGCUGAACGAGCUGGUGUCUGUGGACGACCUGCUGAAGUUUGAAAGGAAAUUUCAGUCUGAGAAGGUAGCAGGCUCCGUGUCCAAGAGCACGCAGUUUGAAUACGCCUGGUGCCUGGUGCGAAGCAAGUACAAUGAUGACAUCCGUAAAGGCAUUGUGCUACUUGAGGAGCUGCUGCCCAAAGGGAGCAAAGAGGAGCAACGGGAUUAUGUCUUCUAUCUGGCUGUGGGGAACUACCGGCUCAAGGAAUAUGAAAAGGCCCUGAAGUAUGUGCGAGGGCUGCUGCAGACAGAGCCCCAGAAUACCCAGGCCAAGGAACUGGAACAUCUCAUUGACAAGGCCAUGAAGAAAGAUGGACUGGUGGGCAUGGCCAUUGUUGGAGGCAUGGCCCUGGGCGUGGCAGGACUAGCUGGACUCAUCGGGCUUGCAGUAUCCAAGUCCAAAUCCUGAAGGCAACUGCACUUCUUCUGCCCAGGGGAUACAGCCUGGCCCAAGCUCACAGGAGACGAAGGGGCCUACCGAGUUUGGGGGCUAGGCAUGAAGGACACUUGAAGAGGGCCCCAUCCUCACUGUCCCUUCCCUCUUCUUCUCCUGCACCCCUGUCACUGUCCUCUAUGGCCUUCAGCCUCGUCUCUCCGGAAACCUGUCCUUUAGCCCCAAAUCGUGUGCUUUGGGAUGAAUGUAAAUAAAAUUGAGCUUUGGCU
Messenger RNA from Trichechus manatus latirostris (Florida manatee), 794 nucleotides. RefSeq names its product fission, mitochondrial 1 (gene FIS1). Gene Ontology annotation, biological process: autophagy of mitochondrion; mitochondrial fragmentation involved in apoptotic process; peroxisome fission. The transcript is spliced from 5 exons. Gene Ontology annotation, cellular component: peroxisomal membrane; mitochondrial outer membrane. Lineage: Eukaryota; Metazoa; Chordata; Mammalia; Sirenia; Trichechidae. The record is from RefSeq and is a predicted model, not a curated record. Gene Ontology annotation, molecular function: protein binding. Bases 82 to 540 code for a protein of 152 amino acids.